UUAAUACGUGGCGGUGCGGCGUGCAUUCCCACAUGCACGCGUCGAGAAGGACACCUUCACCCACCCAUCACACCCCUCCACACCACACACCCUCUUGUCGCAUGAUACAACGAUGGCCACGUUGGAGCAGCUGGUGAAGGACAAGGAGUCCGCGAAUGCUCUGGUGAAGAGCAAGAACUACCAGGAAGCCUCUGUAACAUAUGAACGGAUCAUCGUGGACUUGGCUGAUGUGGAGGACAACGACACAUCAAAGUCGCUGCACAAGGCAUGCAAGCUCAACCUUUCCUUGUGCAAGCUGCAGCUGAAGCAGCCACGUGAGGCCAUCCAGUACUGCACAGAGGUCCUACGAGUGGACAGCAACAACGUGAAGGCGCUGUACCGACGCGGUCUUGCGUUUGAGAUGCAGGGCGACAAGGCACGCGCCACCAAGGACUUGGACUCCGCGGUCACCCUCUCGCCAAAUGACACCGUCAUCAAGCAAGCACGCGACCGCGUCAAGGGCGUGGCCACCCCUGGCCAGUCGCGCGCCACAGCGCCGCCGUCAUCACAGCCGGCCGCGCCGUCGAUGCCUGCAGGCAUGCCGCCGAACAUGUCGCCUGAGAUGGCGCAGCAGGCGUCGCGCAUGGUGCAGGAGAACCCGUCUCUGCUGAAGCAGGCAGCAGCACAGCUUAAUAACAUGAGCGAUGCGCAGUUGGAAAUGCUUGCACGCAUGCAAGGCAUCUCUGUUGACCAGCUGAAGCGAGCAAAGAGCCACGCAUCACAGAUGUCUGCAAUGCAGGAUGAUCACAUCCGCAGCAUGGCGUCAAUGAUGAACGCGCGCAACUUUGCAGGCAGUGGUGGCACCAGCGGCACUGGGGCAGCGGCAACGACAGGAACAACAACGACAGGCAGCAGCAGCACGAGCAAUGCCAAGAAUGAUGAGUGUGAAGAUGAUGAUGAUGAUGGUGAUGAUGAGGUGGAGGGGUCUGUGCAAGAAGUGACGACAAGCAAGGCAGCAACAGCAGUAACACCACCCUCAACAACAGCAACAACAGCAUCAUCAUCAUCAACAUCAUCAUCAGCAGCAGCACCGUCGGGGCUGGGUGCGGGUGGGUUGUCGGCGGAACAGAUGAGCGCCUUCCAGGCGAUGAUGGGCGGACAGCAGGGGCAGGCCGGCGCAGGCAUGCCGUCAAUGCAGAAUAUGAUGAACAACCCGGAGAUGAUGAAGAAUGCAAUGAACAUGAUGAAGAGCAUGGACCCCGCCACACUCGCCAGCAUGUCGCAGUCGAUGGGCAUGAAGAUGAGUGUUGAUGAUGCCACGCGUCUCAAGUCGCAGAUGGAGAAUUUGACACCAGAGCAGAUGGCAACGCUCGCAGCAUGGCAGCCGCGCAUCGCACGCGCAUGGGCCUUUGUCAAGGGCGUGUACGCGUUUUUGUUUGGGAGCGUGCUGCGUGCCACCAUCACCAUCGUCAUCCUCGCCAUCAUCAUCGGCAACUGGUGGUCAUCGUGACAAUUGCGCAAUCGACACGACAUCUUUCACCACGCCCCCCCCCCCUGUCGUCUCCGUUUAUACUCACGUGAAGGCUUGUUUGAUACGACGUUGUGUGUGUGUGUGUGUGUCUGUCUGUCUGUCUGUGUGUCUGUGUGUCUGUCUGUGUCUGUCUGUAUGUGUCUGUCUGUGUCUGUGUCUGCCUGUUCAUGUCUGUCUGUUCGUGUCUGUAUGUGUCUGUGUCUGUGUGUGUGUGUGGUGUGAACCUCAAAAUACACGUUGUCAACUGCA
This is a messenger RNA of Salpingoeca rosetta, 1759 nucleotides long. RefSeq lists its product as uncharacterized. Lineage: Eukaryota; Choanoflagellata; Craspedida; Salpingoecidae. The record is from RefSeq and is a predicted model, not a curated record. The transcript is spliced from 8 exons. Bases 113 to 1489 code for a protein of 458 amino acids. Gene Ontology annotation, molecular function: protein binding.